Anopheles funestus (African malaria mosquito) is the source of this 1328-nucleotide messenger RNA. RefSeq names its product protein cortex-like. NCBI's taxonomy places the organism in Eukaryota, Metazoa, Arthropoda, Insecta, Diptera, Culicidae. Gene Ontology annotation, molecular function: protein binding. The coding region runs from base 207 to 929 and encodes 240 amino acids. The record is from RefSeq and is a predicted model, not a curated record. The transcript is spliced from 3 exons.
AAACAGGAGUUUAGUCGACAAAAAGCCCUCAAACUGUUCCUUUUUGAUGAGCUUUUUUACCCAACAUAUAUGGGUUGUGUUGGCUGGGUAAUGGCCAAAUCUCGAUCAUCCAAGAGAAUUCCACGCACUGUAACUUGUACGACAAGAAGCACUUCGUCCACAACACUUUGAUCAUCGCGAUCAAGUUUUCCUGCGCGUCCAAAUACAUGGCCACCGCGGAUGAUCUUGGCCAGCUGUACAUCUGGUACUGGAACGCUGGUCACCUUACGCCGAUUACGUGUUGGGCCAGCACGAUGUGUGCCUUCUUCGACUGGCAUCCGUGGCGCGAGGACGAGAUCGUUAUCGGUGAGUCUGUGGUGACUGGUGCCACACAAAAUCCCUGUGCGCUCUCAAAAACAGGAUGUUUAAUUUUAUUAGCCGACAGCGAACCGAUCAUGAUCGCACUGUACCACGUACCGAGCCGCGAGGUGGUGUCGUACUAUCGACGGCAGGACUGCGAUUGUAUCGUGACGACGCUUUCGUUCAAUAAGAUUUCCGGCGAGCUGGUCGUGUGCUAUUCCUUCACGGAUAUGAACAAGCAGCCCGAAAUACUUGUGCUCGCCUCGAUGGACCGUGUGGUGGAUGUGAUGCGCAAUCACGAUGACGUCAUCGUACAUCUCCUGUGGAGCCCGGAUGGCAAACAGCUCGCGAGUGUAGGAUAUGAUGAAACGCUCACGAUUUGGAACUUCUUCGGCAUCUCACCGACGAACGAAUGCAAAAGAAGGAAACUGCAAUGUGAACCGAUGGCCAGUAGCGGUAGCUCACGGGAUGGUUCCGUUGCCGGUGGGCUAGCAGGUGGUCGGGAUGUAUCGCGCAUCCACUCCAACCGUAACAAAGAAGCCACCUAUCGUGAUCUGGCCUCGAGUUUUCUUUUCAAGGCAAUGCGCUGACGAAGGAGCCUUCGUAGUUCCUGCCAAAGCCUUGCAAAGUUCCGUAGAAGUGAACAGUCAUCGAAUGCGAAUAGGUAAUUAAAUUAGAGACAUAAAUAAUUGCAGAAAGCAGAGCGAAAUGAAGACAAGCCUUUUCCACCUACACUUUACGGGCAGGAGAUAAGAAAAUGGAAGUCUUUGGAUGGAGCUCUGUUGCCCAAGGAGGAACUGCGCAAUCCACUCCGGGCAGUGAAUUGAUCGUUUGAUAUCGACUGUGUCGUUAAUGGUUGCUGAACUCGAUAUGUUGCUGUUUUACAUUUGUACUGUACAUUUAUGUUCUUUCCAGAUGAAUGUUUCCCUGUGAAGAACUUUAUAAAAAAGUAAAAUAAAAAUUUGUUUUAAUUAAAUUUUUAACUUGAU